Molecule: messenger RNA, 516 nt
Organism: Necator americanus (New World hookworm)
Lineage: Eukaryota; Metazoa; Nematoda; Chromadorea; Rhabditida; Ancylostomatidae
Exons: 5
Coding region: 1-516 (171 amino acids)
Source: RefSeq, a predicted model, not a curated record
AUGUCUACUGCACUCGCUGUGUUACUGUUUGUUUUCUUCAUCGAAGGAACUCAAUCUCAAUACGUCCUUACGUGCGGAAAUGGAGGAGUCGGGAUAUGCAUCGCUGGAGGGUGUAGCUCACCAACUCAACUUUGCAUAACAACUGUGUCCGGGCCAAUGUGUUGCGAAGUUAGCCAGAUAGUCUACACUGUCGGUCCUGCAGCGCCAGUGGUGGCCCCGCAAGUAGUAGCACCUACUGCAACAUGCUUCGAUAGAGUUGAUCCAAGGACCGGUGUUUCGGACUGUCCCAGUAAAGCAUUUCUGUGCAACAAUCCGUUAUAUCAGCAAUUAAUGACAGAACAAUGCCCAUUGACAUGCAACAAAUGUACCGGAACAGGAACAACAACAUGCCGCGAUUUCGUUGAUCCAAGAACUGGAGUAUCGAAUUGUCCUCUGCUGGUAGCCUAUUGUAGAGAUGCUCUGUACGCCCAACUGAUGAGAGAGCAAUGUCCUAGGACAUGCGGUUACUGCGUUUGA